Cotesia glomerata is the source of this 1605-nucleotide messenger RNA. RefSeq lists its product as uncharacterized. The record is from RefSeq and is a predicted model, not a curated record. Lineage: Eukaryota; Metazoa; Arthropoda; Insecta; Hymenoptera; Braconidae. The coding region runs from base 460 to 1437 and encodes 325 amino acids. The transcript is spliced from 5 exons.
UAUUAUUUCAGAUUACAAUAUUAUUAUUUUAAUUGUUCUAUACUAUAAAAAAAUAAAAUAAAUUUUAUUAACUCUGUGAGAUAUUUUCUCAUCGCAAUAGUAAAGUAGGGGGGUCAGAAUUUAAAAAAUCGGGUCUGAUCGGUACAGUUCGGAGGUUCCCGUAAGAGUGCAUUUGUGUUUGGAUGUAUUAUUAUUAAAUAUUAUUUUUAAAUAAGUCAAUUUUUUUUUUGUUUUAAGAAAUUUAUUUUAUUUAAGAUUUUUUAAAUUAAAGGGACUAUAAGCAUGCGUGCGCUUCCACAUAAGGCGUGAGAGUUUUUCUCAUCGCGCGAGUAAUGAUAGUAAAUCGUUUUGCGAGAGUGCUGAAGGGUUAAAGUGGUUCCUAGAAAACCUGCAUUUCGCCAGUUGCUGACAAUUUUAGGAUUGGUUCAGGAUUCAGUUAUACCUCUUUGUUGGGUUUUAAUGCAAAAAAAACAUACUUCAGCAUAUGAGUCGGUACUCACAUAUUUUUCUAUUAAUUUGGCUCCACAUUUGCAUCCAUUAGCAAUAAACACUGACUUUGAACGUGCUCUCGGUACGGCAAUUGAGAGAAUCUAUCCUGGAGUAAUUCAUACUCGAUGUUAUUUUCACCUAUGUCAGGUGGUUAUGAAAAGAGUAAAGAAGUUAAAACUUCUAAAUGGAAUCUAUGAAAACGAUGCGCGUCGAUUAUUUCUACAAAAAUUAUUAGUACUGCCUCUACUACCAGCCGAAGAUAUUGAAUUAGCAUUUUACUGGAUUGUUAGUACGACUGUGCCAGUUAUUUUAAUAUAUUUUAAAAAACUGCUGAAGUACUUUCAUAGUCAAUGGAUAAGAAGAACAAGACUGGAGCUUUAUUCUGUUUUUCUUCGAAUUUUUCGAACUAACAACUUCUCUGAAGCCUAUAAUAAAGUGUUGAAUAUCCGAUUCGGUACUCAUCCAAAUAUUUGGGAUUUCACAGAAAAAAUUUUAAUUUUGCAGGAAUUGAAGCAUACAGAGUAUGCAUCUUUACAAAUUGGAAAUCAAGUAACGGAACACUCUAGAAGACGUGAGACCUUGAAAAACGAAAUCAUCCAUCGCGCUUGGGAUUUAUAUCAAAAUAAUCAGUUUGGUAUUCCACAAUUUAUAAAUUGUGUCAGUCACUUGAUAAAUGAGCUAAAAAAUGGAAGAGCCGUUGAAGUUCAACAAGUUAAUGAUUUCAUCAUCGGAGUUCCUAUUGGAAUUGAAUUCAUUGUCGGUGACCAUAUCACAGAUUGUGUGGUUUGUGAACAAAAUAUUACAAAUCAUAUUUGUUUACCAUGCAACCAUUGGUUUGGAUGUUCACAGUGCGUACAAAACAUGCGAGCCCUUCUUGCUCGAGUGAAUGCGAACCUAAGUUGUCCAACUUGUGCCAACGUUGUAGACUCAUUUGAAAUGAUUUUUUAAGUUCUAAAUUAACAUUAAUUUUUAACGAUAUUCACAAAAUAAGUAUGUAAUGAAUGAUAAAUCAUCGUUAUAUUUUUUUAUGUGUGCUCCAGUCUGAUUUAAGUAUCUUAUAUUAUAAAAGAAAAUGUCUCUUUUAAAUGUAUGUAUGAUUUUUACUAUCAUUUCUGU